CUGAUCGAUAGUGAAGGCCAAUGGAACACUUGGACAAUUUUCAGCAAAAUUUUUACCAUAUGGAGAUAAAGACUAUCAAAAAAAAUUGCAUCCAUGUCAGCAACCAACACUAUUGAGGGAAAGGGAGCCUUUUGGUACUGGAUCCUAGUCUCUGUAAUGGCCUUUGUAAUAAUAUGUGGAAAUUCCCUGGUCAUAUUUUUGAUCGUUACACGCGCAAGACUUCAUGUGACGCCAAAUUGGUUCGUGCUGUCGUUAUCGAUAGCUGAUCUCUCUGUAGGACUGAUUGUGGCGCCAUCAUACAUCGCUUACACGUUCUGGAUUGAUGCCAAUUUCGGAGUGCUCGUUAUGUUCUACAACUUACUUUUUUAUGCUUCAGUCGGGAACCUCUGCGUCAUGACUUUUGAUCGUUACGUUGCUAUCACAAGACCUCUUCGGUAUCCGUCUGUAAUGACAACUUCAAUGGCACUGCGACUGAUUGCCCUGGCGUGGGUUCUGCCCAUGAUGAUAACGCUGAUGCCUCUAUGUUGGAAGGAUCUCAAAUGGAGUUCGCCAGCUGCGCAAGAUGCAUCCAACAGCACGUUUGAUGGAGCAGAGCGGGCCAAUCAAAUAUACUUAGGGAUAGUCCUGGUUUUAUUUGAAAUUCUCCCUUGCAUUGUCAUACUUUUGACUUUUACUCGUCUAUAUUUCGUUGUUAGAAACCAAAGUCGCCGAAUAAAGGCUUUAGAAAUAGCCAUUCGCUUUAAUUUGGACAUCAGAACCCAGCGGAAGAGGAAGAUUGAAAGAUCAACUGUCAACGCGUUUUUCGCUGUAAUAAUCAUGUUUGAGAUAUGUUGGGUGUUGUCGGCUUACAGGGCAUUUUGCAGUUAUUACAACGUCUGUACAAUUUCGCUACUUUUUGUCCAAACAUCGAGGUUAUUUCUCUUUUUCAAUUCUGUUGUGAAUUUCUUUGUAUUCGCCUUGCUGAAGAGUGACAUUCGAGAUGAGAUAAAGCAUUCGCGUACUGUGCAUCAUAAGUGUACAGGUUAUCACGGGCUUGUUAGAUACCAGCACGCAGAGGCUUCUCUUGAUCUUAAAACGUCUGGCGACGAAAAACCGAUCCAACUUUUUUCGGUUGUAAGAAUUAAACUGAAGUGGUCACAAAUUUGGAGUUUUAUGGAUACAAGGAACGAAUCUGUUAAUGCAACGCAGACUUCACCUGCUAAAGGCUUAAAGAAAGAUGAAGUUUGGUUUUGGAUUAUCUUGGGUUCUACUGGAGUGGUUGCCAUCCUUGGUAAUUCUAUAGUCAUAUUCUUGAUUACAACUCGUAGAAGGCUGCAAACAACCUCCAAUAGCUUCAUUCUGUCCCUCUCUUGUUCUGAUUUGUUAAUAUCCAUCACGACAAUACCGGGAGCUUUCAUUUGUGAUCGCUUUGGAGUACAGUGCUCUCUCGUAUUCUGGAACUUCUGCAAUUACUUUCUUUGUGCCUCGGUAGUGAAUGUUUGCGCGAUGGCAGGAGAUAGAUUUUGUCGAGUGGUAUUUCCUUUGCGCUAUCCCGUCUUAAUGUCUCCUAAACGAGUGACAUUAACCAUUUGUAUAGGAUGGACGCUGCCCAUAUUUCUUUACCUUAUACCAUCGCUUUGCAUUACACUGAUCUCAACUACCGAAGCCAAAGACGCCGAAAGGAUUUUCAGAGUUAUACAAAUAUUUGCGUUCGCCGUUUUACCUUGUGCUGGGCUUUUACUUGCCUUCGCCAAAAUAUCACGCAUUACCCUAAAGCAUUCAAAACGUCAUCGAGUUCAAGUGGAGCAAAUCACUAGCAACUCGGCAAUUCCGCAGCGAAAUGUUAGACAAAGCAAUCGAAAGUCUUAUUCCGUUCUGGUUCUCGGCGCAGUAAUUUUCUUCUUCGUGUUAUGCUGGUCUUUCACUAUCUACAGAGGCCUUUGCAACAGCUUCUCCUUGUGCCAUGUACCGCUCACAAUGGUGUACGCUUCAAGGAUUUUUUUGGUGGGCAAUACCGCAGCUGAUCCAAUGGUAUAUGCUAUUCUUAAACAAGAUAUCAGAAGGGAGCUCAAUCUCACGUUUGCCUUCAUUAAAGGGAACAAUUUGCAAGUGCAAGAACUGAGGACGGAAACCCGAUUUGCUGGACAGUCGUUGUAUUACUAAUCAACCAAGCAGUAAUACAGUUAUGUGGACCAUACAGUCGGGGUGUUACCCAAAUAGAUCCUAUAGUUUACCAAGGGUAUUCUUCUCUGUGCUCUCUUGAUUUCUGUGGUGUGCUUCUUUUCAUAUAAAGUCUGUAUCUACGAAGCAUUGGAACCGGAAAAUCAAAGAACAGAGAGACAAAAAGUGCUCAAUUUCGAAUAGCAACAAGCGGACGAGGGUUUGAAACAGUAGAAAUAGCAUUUCAUGAAGAAUAACCUGAAAUGGCAAAAGACGCUUCAUAGUAUUUAUGCUUUUCACGUGGUGUUCCAUUAUAAAAGUGAUUCAUGCGUGUCAAUAGUGCUGAAACUUGGUAGAAUUGCUUUAAUAUCUGACAAUUUGAGACAAACACAAAAAUAAGGAAAAUUAGACAAUAAGUUUGCAAUCAUAUUUAAUUCGAAAUAUUAGGAACAAAGAUUUUGCGGAAUGUCUGGUAAGGAGAGAUAAAAAAAACCAUUAUCAUAACUUUUAGUCAACAUUUUUGAAGAAACUUUUGAGGUUUUUCUCUUGCAAACUUUCCUUUGAAGUAUAAAUAUAUCACCUAUCAAGGCAAGUUUCCAGAGGGUUUUUGAUUAGGAAGCUGUUCAAAAUCGAUGGUCGAGCAAAAGUGAAUCCAAGCUUUUUUUCAAGGAAAGCUAAAAUUUUUUUUCAAAUUUAUUUGUAAACGUUUUGAUUUGUGAAGUGUUUGUUAUUUCACAAUAUUUUCCUUACAAACACUUUGCAGAUUUUGACAACGAGCUUGCUCAAAUUGUACUUUUCUGUUGAAUUAGUAUUGACAUAACUUCCUGGGGCGUAUUCUAAAUAAGAAUGACCAUUAAUUGUCAUGGCAUCUAAAUUUCUAUCUCAGUGCGCGUGCAUAUCAUGUUAUGGACGGAUGAACUUGAAACCUAAAGUGCCUGACUUUCACUCUUCCUUCUGAGGGCAGUAAACUUUCGAGAAUAUGUACCUUGGUUCCUUAAGAUACAUCGUAUGAUUUAUCUAUUGUAUUGAAAAAAUAUUUUAUUGCUGUUUUCUAUACAAAACUGGAAUUAGUGCCAUCACAAUGUCUCAAAGACGUUUAU
Molecule: messenger RNA, 3239 nt
Organism: Pocillopora verrucosa
Lineage: Eukaryota; Metazoa; Cnidaria; Anthozoa; Scleractinia; Pocilloporidae
Biological process (GO): G protein-coupled receptor signaling pathway
Cellular component (GO): membrane
Molecular function (GO): G protein-coupled receptor activity
Source: RefSeq, a predicted model, not a curated record